AUGGGAGAAUGGGAUCUUUUUCGAAAAGUUGCGAGAUGUGCAAUUGUCGAUAACAUCUCAAUUCCUCCAGAACAAAAGGGAUCUUCACGUUUUGGAUUUCUAAAAUGCGUUUCAACCGACGCAGCUAAUUCGAUUCUUCAGGCGUUUAACAAGGGCUGUUUUAAGGAAGACGGUUCAAAUGGUCUUCAGUUUUCUGAUUAUAAAAAAAAAGAUCGUCCAAUCACAAAUAACAGAGCUCGCAAGGACGAUGCGAAUAAGUUAGUUGGUAAAGACAAAGACGGAAAAGAAGAUUCAUCCGGUCACUCUCGUCUUAAUAAUUUUGCGAACGACACAUUGUUGCACCGCAAGCAAAUACCACUCGUUUAUUCUAAUUUAUUCUUUAAGCACAAUGACCUUGGCAUCGGAAAGGUGAAAAUAGCGGUGCCUCGAUAUCACUGGCCUUUCGUGUUCUAUGCAUUGCCUUUAAGUGAAGAAAUUAUUCAAACAAAGACAAUGUUACAAGAACAAGGAGAACUAAAUCGGCAAAUGAAAGAACAUGCAUUGUUAUCCAGGCAAUUAAAGGAGAUAAAAGGCUUGGCAAGUAGCGAAUUGUGCCUUAAUUCUUGUGGACGACGAAGCAUGACUGAACCAGCGCAGAUGAUGCUUAAUGAUGAUAUUCUUAAUGCAGAUGCAUUGAUGAUUGACCAAGAUAUAGUCAAUCUGAUUGGAUUGCCUGGUGAGCUCUAUAAAAAUAUUGAUGGCAAAAACUUCCAUGAUUCUCAUCAAAACUGUCUAUUGGUUGACGAUUUGGUUAUAUUCGAAGCAACUAUCGAUAAUCUUCAUGACUACUGGCGAGGACGAGUGUUGGAAGUAAACGAUAAAACUGCAGAUGUCUUAGCUCUUGAUAAAGCCAUAAUAGUCUCUGUUCAAUUUUCUUAUAUAUUCUCCUUCGACCUUAAAUUCGGGUUCACUCGCUUCAAGAUAAUUCCUUGCUCUAUCUAUGGCAUUACGAAUCCAAGAUCGAAUUUUACGGAAGUACUUCUGGAAUUCUUAAAACCCGCAACAUUCAGCCUCAAACCAGUUUGUUACAAUGGUCGCAUAAACUUUGUUCAACUGUUCAUUAAUAAUGAUCACGAAACAAAUUUGGACGUAGGCACUGAGUUAUCAUCAAAAGGAGUUUGCGAUUAUGAGCCUCAAGGAAAACGAAAAGUUUAUUCAAGAGAUGAAUUGUUUGCUAUUAACAGAUCAUUUUGUCAACAGAAGAUAAAUUCGAUGUAG
Dracunculus medinensis (Guinea worm) is the source of this 1257-nucleotide messenger RNA. NCBI's taxonomy places the organism in Eukaryota, Metazoa, Nematoda, Chromadorea, Rhabditida, Dracunculidae. The record is from the annotation of a GenBank genome assembly.